Molecule: messenger RNA, 1219 nt
Organism: Mugil cephalus (flathead mullet)
Lineage: Eukaryota; Metazoa; Chordata; Actinopteri; Mugiliformes; Mugilidae
Gene: inka1b
Product: inka box actin regulator 1b
Exons: 3
Coding region: 187-1119 (310 amino acids)
Cellular component (GO): nucleus
Molecular function (GO): protein serine/threonine kinase inhibitor activity; protein kinase binding
Source: RefSeq, a predicted model, not a curated record
CUCAGCAUCGUCAAAGUCCUCUGACAGACCUUCGUCUGCUUCAGAGUGGAGUGGACGCUGGGAGACUGUUCACCUCACAUCAGCUGUUAGUCUGUGGAUCUGCUGCUCUUUUGGGGUUGUCCUGAACCAAAUGCAAAGACAAAAUAACACAAUUUUGAACUUCACUGCAGUUGUCUCUCUCAAGCAAUGCUGUGUUUAGGAGAUUCUACUGACUGCCUUCGGGACCACAUGCAGUACAUGAUGAGAUCCUUGCAGGACCUGAAGCAGAUAAACAGGCCGAGGCCGCUGAGCGAACCGUGCGUUCGGUCUUUUGCCGUAACGCGGCUCUGCAAACAGAGGGCACAGCAGGAGCGGCUCGCCCGUCUGCGAGUUUCUGACGCCAGUGAAGCCAGCACGUACGACUCUGCCUGCUGCCUGGCCAGCCCCUUGGAGGAGGAGGAAGAGCAGGAGCGGCACGAGCGGCUGGCACAAGGCUCCCCCAGCAGCGAGAAGAGUGUGGACUUUGACUCAGGUUACUCUGAGGCUUCCUGGCAAGAUGAAGGCGUGGUGCUGAGGAGGACCAGAAAUGUGAGGGUCUCCUCUUCUGCCUGUCUCCGCACAAACAGAGGACCUUCUGGUCGUAUCCGGCCUAAAUCAACCUCAGAUGCUUGUCUGGAGAGGUGGACUUCAUUUGAGGCCAGUGGUCCGGAGGACUGGACCACAUCUCUGCUGAGCCGCAGCAGGAACAGACAACCCCUGGUUCUGGGGGACAACAGUUUUGCCGACCUAAUAAAGAACUGGAUGGACCUACCAGAAUGUCCUGAGCCGGCCGAGCUAAAGCCCAGUGCAGGGAGGCGUCUCGCUAAAGACAUUUUGGGGAACAUGCGCCGGAGACUGGCAGGGAAGUCUAAAGGUGUCGAGAUGAGGCAAAGACCCGCAGACCCCUCAAAGGUCAGCAGGGCGGCAGAGGCUUCCAAACGGAUGUCCUGUCCAGUGGGACUCCAGGCCCUCAAACCUUUCUUCCACCAGUCCCACACGGGGCUGCAUCAACUAGACACUGACUUCUACCAGUUCACAGCUCUCAUGAAGACAGGCAGCCGGCAGCCCAUCAUAUGCAACGACAUCAUUGGAUACAUUUGAGUAAGGCUGUACAUGCAGGUUGGACUUUUGCCAAAAUUUCCAUGAGUCUAUUCUAUUUUUGAAUGUUGUUUUUUGUGGAAUAAAAUUGUUUUGUAUUUAA